Messenger RNA from Chelonus insularis, 1959 nucleotides. RefSeq names its product defective in cullin neddylation 1 domain containing SCCRO (gene SCCRO). Gene Ontology annotation, molecular function: cullin family protein binding; ubiquitin conjugating enzyme binding; ubiquitin-like protein binding. The coding region runs from base 315 to 1079 and encodes 254 amino acids. The transcript has 5 exons. The record is from RefSeq and is a predicted model, not a curated record. Lineage: Eukaryota; Metazoa; Arthropoda; Insecta; Hymenoptera; Braconidae. Gene Ontology annotation, biological process: protein neddylation. Gene Ontology annotation, cellular component: ubiquitin ligase complex.
UUUAUUAUGUUAAUGAAAAAAGUUAGGUUAUUUCGACCAAUUUACAUUUGAAAUUAUGGUUUUAAUUAUGAUAAUAAUAAAUAAAUUAUAAAUUUAAUACUGCGAAGGGACUUUUAUAUUUGGAUGUUUAAAUAUGGUAGGCCUUUUGCUUUUCCAUAUCACCCGAUAGCACCCAAUAGAAAUACGUGCAUAUAACCUAUAUUUUCUUUCUAUUUCCUCAUUCUUUAUUUUAGUGAGACAUGCACACAUAUUCAUGUCAAACAUAGUGUGAAAAGAAUAAUAUUUUGGCUUUCGGGGGCCUGAUAUUAGUGAAAAUGCAUAAGCUUAAAUUCUCACAGAAAGACAAAGUCAAAAAAUUUAUAACUUUCACUCAAACUGGUGAACAAACAGCAAUUUAUUGUCUGGCACAAAAUGAUUGGAAGUUAGAUUUAGCCAGUGAUAACUAUUUUCAAAAUCCAGAUGCUUACUAUAAAGAACCCAAAAAUUCUGUUGAUAAAAAGAAAUUAGACAUUUUAUUUACCAGGUAUCAGGAUCCGAGUGAGCCAGACAAAAUCACUGAAGAUGGUAUUAUGAAAUUUCUCGAUGAUCUUUCACUAACCCCCGAAAGUAAAUUGGUUUUAAUUAUCGCUUGGAAAUUCAAAGCAGAAACUCAAUGCGAGUUCACUAAAGAUGAAUUCAUCAAUGGCAUGAAUGAAUUGGGUGCUGAUAGUAUCGAUAAACUCAAAGCUCGACUCAAUAGUUUGGAAAAUGAACUAAGAGAUUCAUUGAAAUUCAAAGAUUUUUAUCAAUUUACUUUUAAUUAUGCUAAAAAUCCAGGUCAAAAAGGACUUGAUUUAGACAUGGCUAUUGCCUAUUGGAACAUAGUUCUUAAAGAUAAAUUCAAGUUUUUGGAUUUGUGGUGUCAAUUUUUACAGGAGCAUCACAAAAGAUCGAUUCCUAAAGACACGUGGAAUCUUCUAUUAGACUUUGCUUUAAUGAUAAACUCAGACAUGUCUAAUUACGAUGAAGAAGGUGCUUGGCCGGUGCUGAUUGAUGAUUUCGUAGAGUGGGCACAGCCACGAGUACGUCAAUCUCUCUAACGUCUUUCAUUUGUAUUACCUAAGUAUCAAAAUUCAAGAAUAUUCCGUCGAUGAGAGAUAAAACAAAACGUUUAAAUUCUAAAAUAAUAAUUACAUUAAUUUGCUUCAUUACUUCAAUAUUAAUAUAUCACAUUGAAACAAUGCUUCUGUUGAGUAACUUAUCAAAUAAGUCACGUGGAAGAACGAUAUUUAAUUUUUGAAAUCACACCUUGUUGCUCAACUACUCAAAUAAUGAUUUCAAAACAUGUUAUGAUAGUUACGGAAAUUAUUAUGAAUAUUACUUCAAUAGUUUUGCUUUACUUCAAUACUUUUUCAAGUUUUAAACAUGAAAAUUUAUAUUGUUUAUAACUAGAUUUACCUGUAAAUAGACAGAAUAAGACAGUAAUUAUGCUGUUAAACUAAUAUAUAAAACAUAACAACAUAAUUACGAUAGAAAAGAAUUCUUAUAAUGAGUUAUUUUCUGCUAUUUUUGGCAUUAGAAUUAGAUUAUUUAUUAAGUUUCUAUUUUGACAGCUUUUGGAACUUUUACAUUGCCAUUAGUAUGUUAUGUUUUUUUUAUUUUACUAAAAUUUCAUUUCGUUAAAAAGAUACUUAACGUACUAUCCAUACUAUUACAAUAUAAAUAUUCUAUUAAUCGUAAAAUUUCGAUAUUCCUGAUUUUUCUUAAAGUUGUUAUUGAUACUUGGCUGUAAAAUACCCAGUGGAUAAACAAAAUGAGAUAACUAAAAUUUUACUAUUACAUCUUUGACAAUUAAAGUGAGUGUAGAGUACUUAGAUCAAAUAUCUAUUUCAAAUAUAUAAAUUAUUUGUCUAUCUGAAUAUAUUCUUUGAAUUGUUAAAAAUUGGAAUUUAACGUUAUAACGUUCAUCAAAAAAAUUAU